Messenger RNA from Populus nigra (black poplar), 5570 nucleotides. RefSeq lists its product as uncharacterized. NCBI's taxonomy places the organism in Eukaryota, Viridiplantae, Streptophyta, Magnoliopsida, Malpighiales, Salicaceae. The record is from RefSeq and is a predicted model, not a curated record. Bases 213 to 5351 code for a protein of 1712 amino acids. The transcript is spliced from 3 exons.
GUCUAAUGACUCAUCUAUAGCUUUCCACUUUAUUCCCCCCAUCAAGACCAAACUUGCUUUCUUCCAUGUUAAGCUUCCAAUAUUCACAAUCUCUCCAGUACUCUUCCCUCUUCAUAGCAAGACCACACCACUAAUUUUUCUCAAGGCUUGAAAUUCCAUCUCGGUUUUAAUUUCACAUCUUUAAUGUAUUGAAUCCUUUGGUUUUCGUUGCAAUGGCGAGUCCGAGAGAACACAUAGAGCACAUUAGAAAAACGACAUUCUCAAUAGGAGGAGAAAGGAACCCUUUGGCUCCUAUGCUUGAUCAGGCUGUCAAGUAUCUCUCUGCCGAGCUCUACACUAAAGAUGUCCACUUUCUCAUGGAACUCAUUCAGAAUGCAGAAGACAAUGAGUACUUGGAAGGUGUAGACCCUUCGCUCGAGUUCGUCUUGACAUCUCGUGAUAUAACAGCCACGGGGGCACCAGCCACUUUGCUGAUCUUCAAUAGCGAGAAGGGUUUUUCUGCUAAAAACAUAGAGUCGAUUUGCAGUGUUGGGAAUUCCACUAAGAAAGGCAACAGGAAACGUGGUUAUAUUGGGGAGAAAGGAAUUGGGUUCAAGAGUGUGUUUCUGAUCACUCCGCAGCCUAUCAUAUUCAGCAACGGCUAUCAGAUACGCUUCAACGAAAAGCCUUGCCCCCACUGCAAUCUUGGAUACGUUGUUCCUGAAUGGGUUGAGGAGAAUCCAUCUCUUUCUGACAUUAAACAAAUAUACGGUUCCAAUUCAACUCUUCCGACAACAACAAUAGUCUUGCCCCUGAAACCUGACAAGGUGAAGCCUGUGAAGCAGCAGCUGUCCAGCAUUCAUCCUGAAGUGCUUUUAUUUCUUUCGAAGAUUAAAAGCCUUUCUGUCAGGGAAGAGAACGAGGAUCCUAGGCUCAAUACAGUGAGUGCUAUAGCUAUUACAAAAGAAACUAAUUUCAGGACUAGGGAGAGCAUCGAUGCUGAGUCCUACACACUCCAUCUGUCUGCGGAGGAAAACAGUCCAGAUGAGCAAGACAGAGAAUGCAGCUAUUCUGUGUGGAAACAGAAGUUUCCAGUGAAAAAAAAAAACAAAGUCGAGAAGAGAAUGGGAGUGGAAGAUUGGGUAAUCACUCUGGCUUUUCCUAAUGGAGAGCGUCUCCGUCGAGGAAUGAGCUUGCCUGGAAUCUAUGCGUUUCUUCCUACGGAGAUGGUCACCAAUUUCCCCUUCAUAAUUCAAGCAGAUUUUAUUCUGGCAUCAUCUAGGGAAACAAUACUUUUGGAUGACAAUUGGAAUCAAGGGAUUCUUGAUUGCGUGCCGCUUGCUUUUAUUAAUGCAUUAGUGUCGUUAGUCAAAAUGAGAGAAGAUGCACCGGUGUCUAGUCUGCCUCGAUUGUUCCAGUUCUUGCCAAUCAAGAGUUCUCACUAUCCAACACUUAAUGCUGUGAGAGAAUCAAUCAAAGUAAAGCUGGCUGAAGAAGAAAUUGUUCCAAGUGAGCCUUUCACAGAGCAGAAGUUCUUCCACAAACCAUCAGAAAUUGGUCGAAUAAUGCCUGCAUUCUGGAGCGUGUUGAAAAAGGCAAGGAAGGAAGGGGUGAGAUUUCAUAACCUUUCAUCCCAUGGCUGGUAUGUUCUGAGCUCUCACUUUGAUAAAUCUGAGUAUGAUCAUAUACUUGAUUUCUUGGGCGUGGGACAUGUGAACAAUGAAUGGUAUGCAAGGUGCAUUCGGAGUUCUAAUCUCUUAAUGGGUGUCUCAGAAGAUGUUUAUCUGCAAAUUCUUCUUUUUGUGGCCAAUAAUUGGUGUACGAAGUUUUGCACCACCACUAUGGGCGACAUUCCACUUAUAAAAUAUGUAGAUCGUGAUGGUAGUGUGUCUUUGUGCAGCAUCAACGAAUCAGCUCAGAAGAACAGUGAGAGGUUGUUAUGUCGAUCACAUCAAACUCGUUAUAUAUCUUGGUUGAUUGAUUGGAACAAGGAAUUUGGAUUUGUUGGAAAUAGAUUUUUCCUGCCGAAAAGUACACAGGAAGCCAUCUAUUCAUUUUCUAAGAAGGAGGCCAUCCUCCAAUGGCUUAGAGUUGAGGUGAAAGUUUCUGAGAUAAAUUUACGUGGCUAUGCAGAAAAAGUAACUAAUCAUCUCAAUGAUAAUAGGAAGAACACCAUCGCCUAUGCUUGCUUCCUAUACCAGUCAUUUUUACGGGGUUAUCUGAAUGCAGAGGGGGUUGAUUCUUUGUGUGGUAAAAUGCCAGUAGUAGAUAGCUAUGGUCAUGUGACCAAAGAAAGGAGUGGAGUUCUUGUCCCUGCUAACGGAAGCAAAUGGGUGGAGUUGAUUGGUUCUAAUCCUUGGAGGGAAGAAAACUACGUCGAGCUCGGAGAGGACUACUUGCAUCCGGCAUGUUUUGCUGGCACUAGAACAUCAGAAGAAAAGUUUAUGGAAUUCCUUAUUACUCGUGUCAAAGCUUCUGAUAUUCCAAAUAUAUCUCCUCCCAAUGCUGGAAUACCUACUGUGUCCGGGCCACUCACAAAACAGAAUGCAUUUCUGCUGUUGGAUUGGAUUCGUGAGCUAAAACGCAGAGGAAUUCGCAUUCCAGCAAAGUUGUUAACAUGCAUAAAGGAGGGUAGCUGGCUUAUGAUUAUAGUUAAUGGUUCUCCAGAUCACAGACCACCAUCACAGUCAUUCCUACUUACUUCAGAUGGUGGAAAUUCAAACUGGGGAACGACUUUGCAAAAUGGAACUGUGCUUGUGGAUAUCCCAUUAAUCGACCAGGGUUUUUAUGGUGAUAAGAUUAAGGAGUACAAAGAGGAGCUAAAAACAAUUGGAGUCAUGUUCGAAUAUGGGGAAGCAUGUAGAUUUAUUGGAAAUCAUCUGAUGUCUCUUGCAGCAUCAUCCAAUUUGUCCAGAAGCUAUGUGAUAUCAAUACUCAAUUUCAUCAGAUUUUUGAAGCAAAACUUUCUUUCUCCGGAUCACUUUGUUAGCAAAAUGAAAGAAGGCAGAUGGUUAAGAACUUCCCAUGGUUGCACGUCUCCAAAUGGAUCAGUUCUAUACAGUGAGGAAUGGAAAACUGCAAGGCAAAUCAGUAAAAUACCCUUCAUUGAUAAAGAUGACUAUGGUGAAGAAAUUAAUUGUUUCAAAGCAGAACUUCAGUUGCUCGGUGUCAUAGUUGACUUCAAUGGGAAUUACCAGAUGGUUGUUGACAACUUAUUGUCUUCAUUUUCAUCUUCUCUGACAGCAGAGGCUCUUCUAUUUAUAUUAGAUUGCAUGCAUCAUUCAACAUCUUCAGACAAACUUGCCAAAGCUCUUAAAGGCGUGAGAUGUGUGAAGACAAAUGUCGGUUACAAAUCUCCAGGUGAAUGUUUCUUUCCUGAUCCUGAAUGGGGCUCCCUUCUAGAGGUUUUCAACACUGUCCCAGUGAUUGAUCAUGAUUUCUAUGAAAGUCACAUAACCACUCGCAAAAAUGAGUUGAAGCAGCUGGGAGUAAAGGUAGAUUUUGAGGAGGCUGUCAAUGUGUUCGUCCACUCUUUCAAACGACAGGCAUCGUUUUCUUCCAUUUCAAAAGACAAUGUUUUUUCAUUCCUGUCGUGCUACAGAAAGCUAAAGGAAAAUUCUCUUAAAUUUCCUUCAGAUCAGAAGAAGUGCAUCCGCGAAGUGAAUUGGUUGAGGACUCGGCUCGGAGAUUAUAGAUGUCCAGGAAACUGCAUCCUGUAUGGUCCUGAAUGGGAGUCAAUCCUUGCAAUUACUCUCCUUCCGUUCAUUGAUGACAGUGACAAGUUCUACGGGAAGGGUAUUCGUGAAUAUGAAAGGGAGCUGAAGAAGAUGGGAGUUGUUGUUGAAUUUAAAGCCGGUGUGGAAUUUGUGGCUGCGGGUCUUUAUUUUCCUCUGAAUCCUUGUCACAUAACUUCUGAGAAUGUGCUCUCUUUGCUGGAGUGCAUCCGAAUCUUAUUGCAAGAGAAGGAUUACUCCUUUCCUGACACUUUUCUAAGAAAUGUUCGUCGAGAGUGGUUAAGAACCCAUGUUGGCUACAGGACUCCAGACAACUGUUGCUUGUUUGAUUCCAAAUGGGGUUUGUAUUUGAAGAGCACUGACGGACCUUUCAUUGAUGAAGUGUUUUAUGGAUCUAACAUCACAUCAUAUAGGGAAGAGCUGAGCUCUAUAGGAGUUACUGUUGAAGUGGAAGAGGCAUGCCCAUUGCUAGCCAGUAACUUAUAUCACCAUUCUGAUUUUUCCACUAUUGUUCGAAUAUUCAAAUUUUUGAGCAAAAAUGAGUGGAUGCCAGAAAGUGAUGCAACCAGAAAGAUUUGGAUUCCUGAUGGACAGGAGAACGGUAAGUGGGUUAAUCCAGAAGAAUGUGUCCUGCACAACAGAGAUGGUCUUUUUGGUCAGCAGUUUAAUUUUUUGGAGGAAUACUACGAGCCAGACUUGCUUUGUUUCUUCUCCACUGCAUUUAAUGUCACUUCUUAUCCUUCUUUUGAUUCUCACUGCAAGCUUUGGAAGGUUUGGGAAACUUCAGGAUACCAAUUAUCACAUGCUCAGUGUUGUGCAUUCUGGGAGUGUGUUAUGAGUCGAUGGAGCUCAGAGGUGGAGACAACUCUUGCUGAUGGCUUAAUGAAACUGCCUGUUCAUUCUGGCUGUGGAGAAAUUUUGUUGUUAGACAAGAAUGAUGUUUUUGUAGCUGAUGACCUUCUUCUGAAGGAACUUUUUGAAAAGUUUUCUCCUCGCCCAGUACUUGUCUGGUAUCCUCAGCCGAGCUUGCCUUCUUUGCCCCGAAGUAAGUUGCUUGAAAUAUACAGAAAAAUCGGAGUUCGCACAAUUUCUGAAUCAGCGCAGAAGGAAGAACUGUCCUUGGCAGAUGGAGUGAAACUCAAACCGUUGAAUCCAAGAGUCCUUUUUAUAGGAAAAGAGAUGGUUCGCCUCAUUCUUGGCUUUUUAGCUGAUCCUUCUUUAAAAAUGCAAGUGAAAAAGAGGCAUGAAGCUGUUCAGUGCCUCCUCAACAUCACUGCCCUUGUGACUGCGGAGCCAAUUACUGUAAGCUAUAGUUUAUCACUCUCUUCAGGGGAGAUUGUGAAAGUAAGAGGAAGUCGAAUGAUUCGUUGGGAUAGAAAGAGUUCAAAGUUCUAUACACAGAAGCCAGACAAGGCUGGUGGACCCAAAGUUCGCAUUGAAUAUGCCACUUAUUUAGCUGAAGCCAUAGCUGAGGGCGUGUUGUGGGAUAAAGAAGAUCAUAUAAGCGCACUCUCUGAGCUGAUCAAGGUGGCUGUCCUGGUCAGUUUCAAUGAAGAAGCAGUUCAGUUCUUAAUGAAGUCCAAGAAUUUGCAGAUUUUUGAGGAGGAUGAGGAAUUCCUUUCUGCUGCUUUCCCUUAGUAGGUGUCCAAAAAAUAUCAUGCUACUGUUCCUAUGUAUAAAUAUGUAGUUUUCCUAAGAACAACCAGUUGAUCAAUUGCUGAUUCUGGUAAGUCUACAACUGUCGGAGUAAACCUAACUAUGUGUUUUCUGUCGUUCUUCGAAUCGCAGCUAGCAACUAUCUAAUGUAUACGCUUAAAUGUAUGCUUCGGCUAUAUGCAAGAUGGUCAUUUGUGCUUA